Molecule: messenger RNA, 633 nt
Organism: Adineta steineri
Lineage: Eukaryota; Metazoa; Rotifera; Eurotatoria; Adinetida; Adinetidae
Source: the annotation of a GenBank genome assembly
AUGGGACAAUGCUGUUAUAGACAAAAUGACAAUAUCAUUACACCAGUAGAUGAUACAGAUAAUAUUCCUAUGAAUUCUUCAAUAGCGAUUGGUCAAUAUCAUUUAAUGAUUAGUUAUUCAUUGUCUGAUAGAUCUAUAUGUCAUCGAUUGGCUACUAAUUUAAUUAGAGAUGGAUUUCGUGUAUGGUUUGAAUCGAAUCCAACUGAUAAUGAAUUUGAAUUUAAUCGUAUAAUUCACAAGGUUAUUGAUAAUAGUGAUUGUGUAAUACUAUGUAUUAGUAAUACUUAUUCUCAAACAUAUCGAUGUCAAAAAGAAGUUCGUUAUGCAUCAGAUAUGAAAAAAAGAAUUAUUAUGAUAAAAGUUGAAGAUGAUUAUGUGAUGAAUGAUUGGUUAAGUUUUAUUGAACCUGGAAAAAUUCAAUUUCAACUUUCUAAUAAUGAUUUAGAUUUUAAAAAUAAUUAUCAACAAAUUCUAAAAGAACUUCGACGUAUUAUAAAGUUCCACUCACUCUCCUCUAAUCAAUCUUUACACAUGUCAAUUCCAUCGAACAAACAAUAUUUUUCUGCUAAAGAACGUAGAUAUCGACCAUUAAAUACUAAGUUUUCAUCAGAGCAACAAAUCGCACGACGAUGA